Messenger RNA from Alternaria burnsii, 936 nucleotides. RefSeq lists its product as uncharacterized. The transcript has 7 exons. NCBI's taxonomy places the organism in Eukaryota, Fungi, Ascomycota, Dothideomycetes, Pleosporales, Pleosporaceae. The record is from RefSeq and is a predicted model, not a curated record. Bases 1 to 936 code for a protein of 311 amino acids.
AUGGACGGAGUCGGGUUGAACUGGGAUGGAGACGACUACUUCACCAUAAUUUGCGCCCUCUUCUUUACCGCUGAGCUUGUCAUGCUAGAGCUCAUUGGUAGAUACGGUUCCAUUACAGGAAUGAGUAAUGAGAUUGCGUUGCAACUUACAACUGCGCAAAAACAACGCAUCAUUGUGGGUAGCAAAUGCCUUCUCGCUGGGUGGAUUCUGUACACCACAUUGAUCUGGUGUUUGAAAGCUUGUAUGCUAUUCUUCUACAGGAGGCUCACCCUCAAUCUCCAGCAAAGAAAUCUCGUCAAGAUCACUGGGGCUGUCUGCAUCGCUGCAUACAUCGCCACCAUCAUUGUAUUUCUUACACAUUGCCACCCCAUUCAUCGGUUAUGGCAAGUCUAUCCGUAUCCUGGUGACGACUGUGCGCUCAACAUUUCGAAGUACCUAGCUUUGGUAGUCACAAAUGUAUCUACCGAUCUCAUGAUCCUUUUCAUUCCGUUGCCUCUACUGUGGGGCGUCCGUCUACCUUUCAAAAGGAAGCUGCUAUAUUUCUUCUGGCUCUGCACAGGGAUCUUCAUCAUGACUGCGACAUUACUCCGUUGCAUUCUGUGCCUCCAAGACGUUUCCCAAAUCAACGUUAGUACCAUAUGGUCGAUCCGCGAAACGUUCGUUGGGAUCAUAGCCGUUAACGCACCCAUCCUCAAACCUUUCUUUACUCAGGCCAAAAAAGCUGUUUCCUCCGGCAAGCCAUCACACAAAAGCUCUGGCAACGGUCUUCCGGAUAGUCUCCGGUUGUCGCAUGUUGACAGAAAGGGCAAAAAGAGAACUGUCCAUGACAUCACUAAUAUGGACACGAUGAUGAAUGAGAGUGAGGAAUAUAUCAUCAGCCCAGCGGGCAGACCUCGCAGCGACAUCAGUUCAAGAGAAGAGAGAGGCGACGUGUGA